Messenger RNA from Vitis riparia (riverbank grape), 605 nucleotides. RefSeq lists its product as uncharacterized. The transcript has 3 exons. The record is from RefSeq and is a predicted model, not a curated record. The coding region runs from base 114 to 371 and encodes 85 amino acids. NCBI's taxonomy places the organism in Eukaryota, Viridiplantae, Streptophyta, Magnoliopsida, Vitales, Vitaceae.
AGAAGGUUCUCGAGCGUCUGCAUCAUCAGAUUCGUCCUCAUCAGAAGUGAGUCUUGCUCGGUCAUCGUCUUCUUGUUGAUCCUAAAAACUCAGGAGGCAGAUAGUAUCAUCAAAUGGCUAUGAGAUAUACUGUGAGUCGAAUCAGACUGAAUCGUUUCAUGGAAGGUUAUAGGAGAAGUGCUCCUCGCUACUUCAGCGAUGACAAAGGCAGGGUUCUGAGCGAGGAAGAACGAGCUGCUGAGAACGUUUACAUCCAGAAAAUGGAGAGAGAGAGGAUGGAGAAACUGAAGCGUAAGGCGGAGAAGGAAAAGGCAGCUGCAGAGAAAGAGAAAGCCGAGAAGAAGGCUGAAGAAGGUACCCACAAGGGCUGACAUGGUCAAUCUUUGCUUACUGGUGAACUCUUCUUGGAGGCAGCUAUGAGGAAUAAAUGUAUAUAACUUACAUAAACUCUUGAUGAGACUUGGCUUUUGUAAGGAGUUGGAUGCUACUGGUUUUGUCUCAUAAGCAGUAAUGAUCUUAACUGUUAACAGGUGCUGUCCUUCGAGCCUUUACCUUAAUUACCUUGUUCUGUUUUUCAUUAUAUUUUUGCAUUUGUGAUUGGUGAA